This is a messenger RNA of Halteromyces radiatus, 875 nucleotides long. RefSeq lists its product as uncharacterized. The transcript has 3 exons. Gene Ontology annotation, molecular function: structural constituent of ribosome. Bases 34 to 762 code for a protein of 242 amino acids. The record is from RefSeq and is a predicted model, not a curated record. Gene Ontology annotation, biological process: translation. Lineage: Eukaryota; Fungi; Mucoromycota; Mucoromycetes; Mucorales; Cunninghamellaceae. Gene Ontology annotation, cellular component: ribosome.
CUCUUUUUUUUUUUUUUUUAUUAUUAUAUCAUCAUGUUUAGCCGUACACAACAACAAUGGACUAGGUUGGUUCAACCAGUAUUACGACAAGAGUUCCAUGGAUCGGCCACAGCAUUUGCAAAGAAACAUCCCAAACAAAUCAAAAAGGAAAAUCUAGCAAAACGAGCACAACGAUUGGCUGAAUUCGAACGUACCAAGCCAUCACCCAUUGUAUCUCGAAAUGCACCUUUCUUCAGUACUCUUCAAACCCCUGCCAGUGCUUAUAGCAGCAGUGAAUCAUCGGAACAACACUAUCAACACUUUUUGAAUGCUGAAGAUCAACGCAUCUUAUUUGAACAGACUCCCAAGGAAAUCGUGGAAAAGAAUCAUUUGGCUGCUAUAGGUGGUGUAGAAGACGCUUUGGCUCAAGAACAACAUAAGAUUGAUACUCUACGAAAAAUGGUCAGUUUACAAAACGGAAAUGCCAAGGCUGUUCAAUUAUGGAAUGUGCACCAAGCCAUCGAUUGGUUCAAACGAAAAGAAGGUGAUACUGGCAGUCCUGAAGUACAAGCUGCCAUUUUGACUGUACGUAUUCACAACCUCAACUCUCAUCUUCAACAACACAAAAAAGAUAAACACAACUACCGACAAUUACGUUUAAUGGUGCAUCAACGAGCAAAACUAUUGAAAUAUCUCAAGUCAAAGGAUGCCACUCGAUAUCAUGCUUGUUUGGAUGGAUUAGGUCUAGAACCAAGAGCUGUGGAAGGGGAAAUCACAUUGUAAUUUAGUCAUUUUUUUUUUGUUUUUAUAGUGUUUUCAAAGUUUAGAGAUUUACUUUUAUGUCCUUUUUUUUUUAUUCAUCAAUCAAUAAAAUCAAUUCAAAUAUAUAUAUAUAU